This is a messenger RNA of Paramecium octaurelia, 1365 nucleotides long. NCBI's taxonomy places the organism in Eukaryota, Ciliophora, Oligohymenophorea, Peniculida, Parameciidae. The record is from the annotation of a GenBank genome assembly.
AUGAAUUCGAAUUCAAAAUCUUUAUCUAACUCGAUAAAGAAGGAUCUCUACCAACAAGCAUGCAAAUUGAAGGAGAACUCUAUUGACAGCGAAGCUGAAUCCUAGCUCAAUGAACUGAUAGACUCACUUAAAACAUCUGAGAUUAUUCAAUAGGUUGAAGCCCAAAGAGAAUGGUUACACAAAAUAUUCUAAGCUUGGAGACUACAAACUGCAAAGACUUAUAAUGUAUAUCAAGUGGCGAGUUUUAUAGAAAUAAAAAAAAAGAAAUGGUUGAAAAUGCUCUUUAAGCUAUGGCAUGAAUAUAUCGAAUCAAUUCAAAUUAGACAAGUCUUGCUUUUCAGAUUCUAAACCAAAAGAGAAAAAAUACUCAAAGGCACAUUAAUCAAAGCCUGGGCUUAAGUUGUUUCAAAUUUACAACAGAAAUAAAUAUAUAAAUACGAUGCUCAAUAAUUAUACAUAAAGAACACAAAGAACAAGUACUUUUAAGGCUGGCGUCGAUUCAUCUAAAGAACAUAAAAUGAUUUAAUUGCUUAACAAGAUUUGGUUCAUCAAUAAUAAAUGAAAUUAUACUCAAAGUACUUUGGCAUUAUGAAAUGCAAGUUACAUUAAACAGAAAAAUACUUAGAAUAAUACGCAAUAAACAAAUAAAAAUAAAGGGUCUUAAAGGUUUUUUAAUUUUGGUUCUAAUAUGCUUAAUAUCAGAUCAAUUAAAGAAUAUAAAUUAAAGAGUUUAUCAAAAAGCGGAAUCUAUAACUCUUGUUUGAAAUUAUUUCUUAUUUAAGAAAUUAAACUGAAAAGCAUAUGAUUUAUAGGAGACAAAAACAAUUGGCUUAUUUGGGGAGGUGGAAAAUGCUCAUGCAAAAGUCUUUUAAUAUUUUACUAAAAUAUAAAGGAUCGCAAUAAAGCAAACGAUAUUUAAAAAAGAUUAGAGAAGAUAAUCUAUUGAAGUAAGCGAUAUAUACUCUAAAAGAUACUAAAAAUUUGGUUUAGAAAUAUAAAGAUAUCGAAAAGUGUCUUACUUAAAAGAAAAUGAAAUAACUAUUCUAUUAUUUAUAAAAUUAUACAUAAAAGCAAAAAUAUAAAAGAUACUCAUUAGAAUUUGCAUUAUUAUUCAGAAGUAAAUCAUUAUAGAAAUAGUUGUUUUCACUAAUUAAAUUAUAUCAUAAUUAUCGAAUAAAAAAAAGAGAUAUGAAUGAGAAAAUGAUGCAAGUACAUUUAGUCAAAUUAUGUAAGAGGAUAUUACAGAAAUGGAAGGAACACAAUCAAAAAUCUCAUCAAAAAAAGCUUAUUAAAUAAUAAAUCGAAUUCAGUAAUUAAUAUAGAAUAAAAUAACAAAUAUUCAGAAAAAUGUCAAAAAAAAAAUGA